ACGUCAGGCGCUAGGCGUGCUGACGUUCAGCGCUGAUUUCAAAUGGGCGCUAUGAAUCAGAAGAUACGUGCAGGCUUUAGUAGGAAGCGAGCAUUUUAUUUAGUCCUUUUAACAGUGCGAUAACAUUUUGUAGUUCCACUUCAUCAUCGUCCUUUAAAAUGUCUGUACUAGAUGUCACCGUGUUUCCACAUGACUUUGCGUGGGGAGCUGCGACUGCUGCGUAUCAAAUAGAAGGUGGCUGGGAUGUGGAUGGCCGAGGCCCCAGCGUGUGGGACACAUUCUGUCAUGCCAAAGGAGGGGUGUUUGAAGACCAUACUGGAGAUGUGGCCUGUAACAGCUAUCAGCUCUGGGAAGAGGACCUGAAAUGUAUCCAGCAGCUGGGACUCACCCAUUACCGUCUGUCCAUAUCCUGGUCACGGCUCCUUCCCGACGGAACCACAAAUCACGUCAAUCCAAAAGGAGUGGCGUAUUAUAACAAAGUGAUAGACGACUUGAUUGCUUGUAACGUGAAGCCCAUGAUCACUUUGUACCACAUGGACUUACCACAGGCCUUACAGGAUCUUGGCGGAUGGAGCUCGACAGAGAUUGCAGACAUCUUUGAAAGUUAUGCCAGGUUUUGCUUUAAGACCUUUGGGGACCGAGUGAAGCUGUGGAUCACACUGAACGAGCCCUAUGUCUGUGCCAAGCUGGGCCAUGAGGACGGGACCUUCGCCCCUGGGAUCAAAGAUCCAGGGAUAUCAGUCUACUUGGCGGGUCAUAACAUGCUGCGUGCCCACACCAAAGCCUGGCAUACUUAUAAUACUCAUUUCAGGCCUUUACAAGCAGGGCAAGUAUCUCUUGCCCUGAACAGUGACUGGGCAGAGCCGUCAGACCCGGGCUGUCCCAAAGAUGCUGCAGCCACUGAGCGCUACAAGGACUUCACUCUGGGCUGGUUCGCCUGUCCUGUGUUUUGCACAGGAGAUUACCCAGAGUCCAUGAGGGCCAGGAUUGAGUCCAGGAGCUUGGAUCUGGGAUACAAGCAGGGCUCAAGGCUACCACGUUUCUCAAAAGAUGAGCCCUCUCCUCUGGGCACGGCGGAUUUCUUUGCACUGAACUAUUACACGUCUAGGAAAGUAAUAGAUUUAAAUGGUGGUAGUAAGAAGAGCGAGCUCAGUUUUGUGGGAGAUCAGGGGGCAGAGGGUGUCGUUGACCCAUCGUGGCCCAUUUGUGGGGUGCACUGGUUGGCCGUUGUUCCCGACGGAUUGCGGAAAUUGCUCAAAUAUAUAAAGGACGCGUACACCAGUCUGCCAGUUUAUAUCACAGAAAACGGCUUUUCCCAGAUGGGGCCGGUUCAGAUUGAAGAUGCCGACCGUUGUCGGUUCUAUCAGGACACUCUGCAGGAAGUUGGCAAAGCUGUCAGUCAAGAUGGAGUGAAUGUGAAGGGAUAUUUUGCCUGGUCUCUGCUGGAUAACUUUGAGUGGAGUCACGGCUACAGUGUGCGCUUCGGCCUGUUUCAUGUGGAUUUCUCUACACCUGAGCUGAAGCGCACCAGUUACCGCUCGGGCAGAGAGUAUGCUGCUGUGAUAUCCAAGCAUCGCUCCCAGACCUAACCCAAGAGCACUUCAUUCCUAACACAUUAAAUCUUGAAGAAGUGACGUCUAAUGUACAGUAAAUCCCAUAGUUAAUGGGAUAAUGAUGAGCCUAACAGUAUCAAAAGUGGUCACUCUACACAAAAAAUUAUAAUAAUAAUUGCUGUGAGUCACACAGUACUAUAACCACCAGCGGCGCCAGGGGGGGUCUUGGGGGGUCUCAAGACCCUGCCAAAAAAUGCCUUGACCCCCCAUUUGACCCCCCAGCCUCUUCCUGAUUAAAAAAUAUAU
Molecule: messenger RNA, 1859 nt
Organism: Carassius auratus (goldfish)
Lineage: Eukaryota; Metazoa; Chordata; Actinopteri; Cypriniformes; Cyprinidae
Gene: gba3
Product: glucosidase, beta, acid 3
Exons: 5
Coding region: 159-1589 (476 amino acids)
Biological process (GO): glycosylceramide catabolic process; carbohydrate metabolic process
Cellular component (GO): cytosol
Molecular function (GO): glycosylceramidase activity; beta-galactosidase activity
Source: RefSeq, a predicted model, not a curated record